Trichoderma citrinoviride is the source of this 633-nucleotide messenger RNA. RefSeq lists its product as hypothetical. The transcript is spliced from 3 exons. The coding region runs from base 1 to 633 and encodes 210 amino acids. NCBI's taxonomy places the organism in Eukaryota, Fungi, Ascomycota, Sordariomycetes, Hypocreales, Hypocreaceae. The record is from RefSeq and is a predicted model, not a curated record. Gene Ontology annotation, biological process: mycotoxin biosynthetic process.
AUGGAGCUGGCGGCAUCGAAGGAUUCGAAUGUUGCGCCCAUUCUGGACCGACGCAAAUUGCACCUCGAACAGAGAUGGCUUAAAAGCGCAUUUGUGAACAACCACAACACCCCACCAUCUAUUCUUCGCCAGGAGCCAUCAAAAGAUGUUGAUGCAGCUUGGGAGUAUUUACACAGGAAUGGACGUAUUUUCCUGAUUACGGCAGACGAGGUCGAACGUCUUGGAAAAGAUCCAAAGGCCGCCGUGAUAGCUCCUGAUGAAUGGCGCAUGGGUAGCAACCAAUAUCUUGCCAUCAGCCAAGGCCAGCGUGAUAUUUACUGCCUGGACCGGUUACGAAGGUUUGCAUACGUAGAUUAUUACUUUGGUAAUAAGACUGACGAAGUGGAACUCGAUGCUCUGCAAUGUCUUCAGACAGUUCUACAAACGCUACGAUGCAAAUGGAGUGUAAACCUUUACACAGCUUUCUGGGUGGAAGGGUUCGACAACGCAGCUGUGGAUUUUAAUAUAUCUCGUAAAUGCCAGUCCUACGAUAGCAUCAAAUCAUGGCGUCCUAAAGGAUACUUUACCGAAGAACAAUUCGUAUCUCUACGGGCGCCGCCCGGUGCUAGAAGGAUGCCAGCAAAUAUGUACUAG